This is a messenger RNA of Suillus subalutaceus, 1134 nucleotides long. RefSeq lists its product as uncharacterized. The coding region runs from base 1 to 1134 and encodes 377 amino acids. The record is from RefSeq and is a predicted model, not a curated record. The transcript has a single exon. Lineage: Eukaryota; Fungi; Basidiomycota; Agaricomycetes; Boletales; Suillaceae.
AUGUACCCAGAAUGCGGUACUCAGCACUGCUACACGCGCCCUAGCGCGAUUUCCGCUAUUCCGCUUCCGCCCCUUGAAGCGCCCCAUGAAGCGCCACUUGUAGGCGCGCCUCAGCAACCAGAACACGCCUUAGAACAACCAGUAGCUGCAGCUAUAGCGCCAGUACACGAAACACACGAAACACUUCCCCUUCCGCUUACUCCAACAUCGCCUAUUGUUGAAAUCGCCAUUGCACCAGCCUACAUCGAGGCGCCUAUAAUAGGCGAGCCUACAGAGCCCCAAAGCGACCCAGAAGAUCAGUUGGACGAAGUUGUUUUACCCCAGCAAGAAGUACAUGCGCCUACCGCUAUUGUGAACGCGCCAAACGCGCUACAAGACAAAAUUGCGUCACCCAUGGUCAGCAAUGACCUCAAACAUGCAUCGCAUUUUAGCGCGCCCAUUCAGGAGUAUUCUGCAGUGUCAGAGCUCCAAAACACGCCUUACAUUGACCAGAGUUUGUCUCUGCUAAAUCCGCUUGUUACUGAUGAUACCGCGCAUAUCGCGUGUUCCGCUUACAGUGACUAUCACGCGCCAGUCAAGCAUCCAUGCAUCGCAUCACCCACCCACCAUAUAGAUCAUGUCUCAGGCGACCCUGACGCGCCUCCUGUGCACCCUAUGGCGCCUGAGGUCGCGCAUGUCACGCACUUUGAGGCAUUGUAUAUUCAACCCUCGCAUAUUUCGCCUUUUUCGCUUAUUUCGCGUUUUUCACUCUCAUUGAGUUUUUCAUCAGUUGCUAAUGCUUCGCCUUUGCCUUCAUUUAAGCUUACCAUUAUUCCCUCACUUAGGCGCCACAGUCGCGCGCCUCACGCCUUAAUUCUCGCGCCUAAGGCGCCCAUCAUUACACCAAAGUUCUCCCUCCAUCGCAUUUUUACCACCUUAUCACUUUUAAAUCGCAUUCCUCACAUUCACCAUGAACUAUAUUUCAAUCAGCCAUUCAGGCGCGACUUAGGCGUGCGCCUGACACAUAAACAUCCACCUACAUCACUUCUUAUCACCAUUAACCUUGCAUCACUUGUCCUUACUUGCAUUUUCGCAUUUUCGCCAAUCGCGUCCAUAUCACCCUUUCAUUUUAUAUCAAACACCAUUCAUUCAUGA